Durio zibethinus is the source of this 953-nucleotide messenger RNA. RefSeq names its product EPIDERMAL PATTERNING FACTOR-like protein 8. Lineage: Eukaryota; Viridiplantae; Streptophyta; Magnoliopsida; Malvales; Malvaceae. The record is from RefSeq and is a predicted model, not a curated record. Gene Ontology annotation, biological process: guard cell differentiation; stomatal complex development.
GAUCCCCUACUCUUUGCAUCGAUAUUAACUGCUUCCUAAUUCCUUCCCCGAGAAACAAACAAGCUUCUUAAACUCCAUGCUGCAGCAGCAAUUCGUAGUUUCUCUUUUCACUUCUCCUAGCAGACAAGACUGAUGGCUUCAUUGAAAAACCAUCCAUUUGAUCUAAAGAUUGCAGUCAGUGUUUUGCUCAUCUUAUACUUCACAUUUUUGCCAUCCAAAUCAGUUGGGUCAGUAUCUGUAACAGAUAAUGACAGUUCCAAGGAAGUGAAAAUGGUUCUGGGUUCAAGGCCACCCAAGUGUGUCAACAGGUGCUUCAGCUGCAGACCAUGCAUGGCUGCUUUAGUUGCUCCUCCCCACCAUAGAAAUGGCCAAAGUUCUUCAUAUCAAGGUGAUGAAAGCUAUUAUCUGCUGGCCUGGAAAUGCAAAUGUGGUGAUAAGUUCUUCCAACCUUGAGCAAAGAUUAAUGUAUAUAUGUAAUUAUAGCCAAAACCCUAUAAACUAGGAAGCUUUUCCUUGGCAAUCUGCUCUCUCUCUCCCUUUGUCUGUCGAUGUUGUAUCUGCUAAUGAUUCUACUUCUAGUGCCACAAACAUUAAUUUUAGCUCUAAAUUCUAAUGCAUUGCCUCUUUUGCUGUCUCUCAUUAUUGCUGAGUAACAAAGCCUUGCAACUUGGGAAUCAAGGGAAGAGUUGAAGACUGCAUGCCUCCAUUAUCUCCAAUACUUUUUCUUUUCUGGUUUUUUUCACGUUUUCAUUGACACAUUUUGCCACAUUUCUGUGAAUCAGUCCGCUCCAAGCUCAAUUUAAUGUUCAACCUCCCAAAACUAUUAAACAGUAGAGUCAACAAACAUUUUAUUUAAAUUCUUUGAGUUAUAUUUCUUUCCUCUGUUUCUUUGGAUCGGCAGCUGGGAAUUGGAGUUAUAAUAAGAAAUUUCAAAGAAUCAUUGUUACAUUUAU